CAACACUGUCAGGAAGCAGUAACGCUCCACUUGUACACUUUGUCUCAAAAUCUCAUCAUCACUGCAUCAAUUGCUAAAAGCUGCAGUGAAUCGUUGAGGAACAAUCUCUUCAUGCUCCUUAUGUGUCUCUCACAAACACUUUAGCACGGCAGCAUGAGCCGCCGGUCCGUUGGUCACGAGAGCCCCACGAGAUAUCCCCACAAGAGGCAAGAACAACGAGUUGGACCACCUGGUUCCGAGUCUGGGGACAAUGGUGCAGGGUCAUCGCCGAAUAAAACAGUCCGCAACAAACAGCAUCUGGAGGGGGUCCUGAAGAAGUACACUAAUCUAUUGCAGGGAUGGCAGAACAGGUAUUUUGUUCUUGACCCCAUGGUUGGCCAGCUUGACUACUAUCGAAAUGAACACAGCAAAAGCCAGCGCCCCCCCAGAGGGUCAUUGUCUCUACUUGGAGCAUUGGUUGUCUCCUGUAGUGACUUUCCUUAUAUGUUUGCCAUUCAGUCCUCGAUUGGUGAAUCCUAUAAACUUAGAGCAUCAAAUGCAGAGGAACAGGAGUUAUGGAUGACACAGCUACAGCUGUGUUCUCGAGUCCAGUGUGACAGGGGGGCUAAGGGGAUGACUGAGGCACAAGAGGAACAGAAGAUCCUGGUCAACUCCAAUGAAUCUCUGCCCCCAAGAGCUGGACCACUCUCCUCUCUGAAUGAUGAUUCACUCCUUUUCAAAGCUACUUCUGCAGCCACUUUGAGCUGCUUGGGAGAGUGCUUCACUUUACUACACCACAAUGUUCAGACACACAACCAAAACCAGAACCAUCAUUCAAUGAGUUUGAGUGAGACCGUCUCUGCACAAAGAUUCAAGUCCUGGAAUCAGCGUCGCAGCUUUAGCGUGAACCAGGUGGAACCCAGCAGCUUCAAAUUGAGCAACCAAAGCCCAAUUCACUCUGUUAGUGAGAACCAAAGUCCCAAACACUGCAACUACACUAGGGGACAAGAGAAGGACCACAACUACAUCCAAGGUCAUGCAGACAGUUCGACUGGAUGGAACAGAUCUCCUCAGAAGCAGAUGACAAAUGAUGUAUCAAAACCGGUACUGUUCAGUAACCACUCCCACCAUAUUGAGCAGGGACAGCAGCAGACCAGCAUUCCAGACAGCGUGGAUCCCAGUGACGAGACCACAGACACAGAAGAAAAUGAUGAGGAGGACCUGGGAGUUCCUGAUGAGCAACGAAGCAUCAUCCUCCAUCUACUUUCCCAGCUCAAACUUGGAAUGGACCUCACUAAGGUAGUGCUCCCUACAUUCAUUCUAGAGAAGCGCUCUCUACUAGAGAUGUAUGCCAAUUUCAUGGCUCACCCUGACAUGUUCCUCUCCAUCACUACUGGAUCUACUUCAGAGGAGCGCAUCAUCCGCUUCGUUGAGUACUAUCUUACUGCCUUCCAUGAGGGCCGAAAGGGCGCUGUGGCCAAAAAGCCCUACAACCCCAUCCUGGGUGAGAGCUUCCACUGUUCUUGGUGUGUGCCUCGGGACCAUGUUCGGUCCCUCACAGCUGCCAGCUGUAUGGGUCUCAAAUCAGCCGCCACCUUCACAUCUACGACUUCAAACAGCUCGCAGAGGGGGAAAGAUAGUUGCAGUGGCUUAAAAUCUGGUUACCAGGUUCGUUUUGUGGCAGAGCAGGUGUCUCACCACCCGCCUGUAUCAGGCUUUUACUACGAGUGCAAGGAGAAGAAGAUGUGUGUUAAUACUCAUGUCUGGACCAAGAGCAAGUUCUUGGGCAUGUCUGUUGGCGUUUCAAUGGUUGGAGAAGGUGUACUGCAUCUGUCAGAGCAUGAUGAAGAUUAUGUGUUCACGUUGCCUUGUGCCUAUGCCCGCUCAAUUAUGGGUGUCCCUUGGGUGGAGCUGGGGGGAAAGGUUACAAUCAGUUGUGCCAAAACUGGGUACUCAGCUACAGUCACGUUCCACACCAAACCUUUCUAUGGAGGGAAAGUACAUAGAGUAACAGCGGAGGUUAAGCACAACCAGACAGGAAACAUAGUGUGCAAAGUCCAAGGAGAGUGGAAUGGGGUGCUAGAGUUUACCUACAGUAAUGGAGAAAGCAAGGUGAUUGAUACCACCAAGCUGCCUGUCAUCAAAAAGAAGAUCAGGCCUAUAGAGAAGCAGGAACAACAUGAGUCAAGGCACCUUUGGCAGCAUGUAACAGCAUCUUUGAGGGCAGGAAUGGAUGACGCCGCAGAACACAAACACCGCCUUGAAGAGAGGCAACGCAGCGAAGGCAAACAGAGAGCUGCAACCAAAACUCACUGGAAACCCAAAUAUUUUAUCAAAGAGGGUGACGGUUGGGUGUACCACAACCCACUGUGGAAAGUUCAUUGAUCAGAAGCCAUGGAAGCAGAUCUCCAUCCCAGGAAACAAGUGGAAUGAUCAAAGCAGAGGGUAUGCCAUUAAAUAGCGAAGAGAGAAAGAGGACACCAAAGGCUUUCAGAAAAACUUAGGAUCAUCUAAUUGAGUCUUUCACACUGUUGAGAUUACUGUAAGUACCAGUGUAAAUCAGUGAAAUGAGACCCAGUGUGAGACCUUCAAUAUUUAUUGUUCAAAAUAACACAGUUGCAUCACUAUACAAUAUACUGUAGUGAAAACAACACUGCAUAAGUGAGCAACUUUUCUGGUUGCAUGCGUAAGUGCUUGUAUGAAUUUAAAAUAAGAAAUAACCCAGCUUGGUCUUUUGGUUCCACUCAACUCAUCCUCUGGUGGAUUUAAUUAAAACAUUAAUCUCAGGAAAGAUUACUCCACAUUUUACAAAGGUUGGUUGAGGGGGAACACCUAGGUUUUGUCGCAAUUUAAAUGUAUUUCCCCUCGUCGAAAAUAGCUCACUUGCUUUGACUCAAGUCACAUUCCAUUCUUAAUCCAUAGAUUUUAGUACACUUUUUAGCUAUAACAGCAUCAACUCUUCUGGUAAAGCUUCCCAUAAGGUUUAGAAGUGUGUUUAUUGGAAUUUUUUUUUAUCAUUACCCCAGAGGUGCAUAUGUGAGGUGAAAACAUUGAUAUUGGACAAGAAGUCCUCGCUCUCAGUCUCUGCUUUAAUUCAUCUCAUUCAAGGUGUUCUAUCGGGUUGAUGUCAUGACACUGUGCAGCCUCGUCAAGUUCAUCGACACCAAACUCGCUCAUCUAUGUCUUUAUAGACCUUGCUUUAUGCACUGGUGACAGUCAUGCUAGAACAGUCACAAGUCAAGAACACAGAAACACUCUUAAAGGCAAUGUAGGUGUAUAGGCACAGCCAAGUAACAAUAAAUAAAACAAUCAUGGGAA
Messenger RNA from Phyllopteryx taeniolatus (common seadragon), 3297 nucleotides. It is a transcript of the gene osbpl10b, whose product is annotated as oxysterol binding protein-like 10b. Gene Ontology annotation, cellular component: membrane; intracellular membrane-bounded organelle; cytosol. Lineage: Eukaryota; Metazoa; Chordata; Actinopteri; Syngnathiformes; Syngnathidae. Gene Ontology annotation, molecular function: cholesterol binding. The record is from RefSeq and is a predicted model, not a curated record.